Messenger RNA from Rotaria sp. Silwood1, 702 nucleotides. NCBI's taxonomy places the organism in Eukaryota, Metazoa, Rotifera, Eurotatoria, Philodinida, Philodinidae. The record is from the annotation of a GenBank genome assembly.
AUGACUGAAUAUGAAUUUUAUUAUGAUCAAUAUCGACGUAUGCAAAGAAAUCCAUCAGUUAUUCAAAGAGAUUUAAUUGAUUAUCAUUCGACAGUAUCGGCAUCAACAUAUAAUGCUUGGUCUAUAGCUGAAAAACAACGACCUGUUACAACAACUUAUAUUGAUGGAAGCACAUUAUUAGGUCUUCAUGAACGUCCAUAUAAUAUGAACGGUUUAUUUCCAAAAGGAAAAAGUCGACGAAAACCAUCUGUUACAUAUGAAAAAAAAAUAAAUACAGGUGAUAUUUAUAUGUCAUUAGUACCAGCUGAAAAAUCAAUUCUUGAUACAUCAACAAUUCGAUCAGAAAAACUUCGAUCACCAUUAUCAAUGGCUACAGCAACACAAUCAUCAAUUUUACCUGAUGUAAGACGAAAAAGUAGUGGUAUACAAAGUACACGAAUAUAUAGUGCAACAAUAUUUGAUGAUGAUAAUAGUGAAGCAAAAUUUUAUGGACGUUGUGCAACAACAAAUGCUAAUGGUGCUUGGGUACGACGAUAUAAAUCUAUAAAUGAAUCACAAAUAUUAACUAAUUUAUUACGUGAUCAAACAAAUAGAGAUAAAACUUUACUUAAAAAACGAUCAUGUCAUCAAUUAUUUCAUUCAUCAUCUAUAACAUCACCAUUUACUUCUUCAUUAAAUAGACGUAGACGAACAAAAUAUUGA